UGCUAUUAAAACUUUUAUUCAUAUCAUAGCCAUUUUCAUUUAUAAAUCUUCAGAAACCCUUCCUUGCCCAUUUCUCUCUCUACGCCACGCCGUCUCGCCUCAUCGAGAUCCACCGCUCCUCCAGCGAUUCCGCACCCUAAACCCUACGUCCCGACGCCGUAAGUACGGCGAUAUACCUUUUUAUUCGCUGAACAAAGUUAGAAGGUUAGAGAUAAAGGAAUCUGUUACGGGUUUCCCUCGAGCUCCCCACAGAGUACGAAUUUCUUAGAGGCAUUUUGAAGAGAUCGUUGACCGGUGAUGGCGGCACCAGCGGAGGCGGCAGCUCAGCAACCAGUUUCUGCGCAAGUCGUUGGGAAUGCAUUUGUGCAGCAGUACUAUCACAUUCUGCAUCACUCCCCAUGUCUUGUGCACCGGUUUUAUCAGGACAUAAGCAAGCUUGGGCGUCCAGAGGAGGAUGGCACAGUGAGUAUCACCACCACUAUGCAAGCCAUAAAUGAGAAGAUUGUUUCCCUCAACUAUGAUGAUUUCAGAGCUGAAAUCAAGUCAGUGGAUGCGCAAGAGUCAUAUAAUGGUGGAGUGCAUGUUUUUGUGAUUGGCCAUCUGACGGGAAAGGACAAUGCAGUCCGUCAUUUUGCUCAAGCUUUCUUCCUUGCCCCACAAGAUAGGGGAUACUUUGUACUAAAUGACAUAUUCCGUUAUGUGGAUAGUCCCCACGUGAAUCUGGCCUUGGUCACUGAUGUUGUGCAGCCAGUUACAGAUGAACAAGCUGUUGCUGAUACCGUUGAUGAGAGUCAUGUUUCCGAGCAAAGCACGCCUUCUACAGAGGAAGCUAUCACGGGAGAAGUUUACAACCCCCCUGAAAAUUGUGAGGCUCUGGUUGAACAAGAAGUUGUUGACGAAGAAGUCCCGGUAGCUGAAGUUGUGGACGAAGUGCAAGAUGAUAUACAGGUUGUGGAAUCCAGUGCCAAAAUUGAGGAAUUACCAAAGAAAUCUUACGCCUCUAUCUGUGGUAGAGGGUUCCUUUCUUGUUAUCCUAGUCUUUAUCCAUCACGUAACAUUGUUCAGGUGAAGCAUCUGAAGGAAAGUGGUGCAAUUAUCUCACCCCCUCUUCCUGCUCCUAGAAAGGCUCCACCGAAGCACGUUGAGCAAGCAAACCGUACACUUGUCCCAGCAACGGAUGGAGCAGUACCCUGUUACGAAGUUGUUGAUAAUGGCAAUUAUCAAGAUGCUGAUGGUCACUCAAUUUACAUAAAGGGUCUGCCAAUGAAUGCUACCGAUUCCAUGCUGGAGGAGGUAUUUAAGAAGUUUGGGGCUAUCAAGAAUGAGGGAAUUCAAGUCAGAAGCAACAAACAACAAGGUUUUUGUUUCGGCUUUGUGGAAUUUGAGGAGGCAAGCUCUGUGCAAAAGGCUCUGGAUGCUUCUCCUGUUGCAAUCGGUGGGCGCCAAACCUUUGUUGAGGAAAAGAGAUCUACUAAUUCUCGAGGCAAAGGCUCGGGAUUUAGAAAUGAAGGAUUUCGGGGCCGUGUUGGCAUUUAUGGAGGUGGAAGGGCGAGUUACAACAACAGUGGCUUUCGGAAUCAGAGGGGCGAAGAAAACAUCAAUAGUCGUGUGAGUCGUGUGGCCAAUGGCAGUGCCAAGAACACUUCGCCUCGUGUUUCAGCUACUGCUUGA
Messenger RNA from Striga asiatica, 1671 nucleotides. The record is from the annotation of a GenBank genome assembly. Lineage: Eukaryota; Viridiplantae; Streptophyta; Magnoliopsida; Lamiales; Orobanchaceae.